Molecule: messenger RNA, 1236 nt
Organism: Cladocopium goreaui
Lineage: Eukaryota; Dinophyceae; Suessiales; Symbiodiniaceae
Source: the annotation of a GenBank genome assembly
AUGCUGGGGAAUUUAGACAGCAAUUCUCGGAUUACAUUUUGGAAACACUUGGCUACCUGUAAACCUUGGAAAUGUCACCCAGCAUUGCAUCGGAACGAUGUGUCCUAUGACAAACUGGUGGGGUUUACAAUCCACGCUGAUGGGGCACAGAUGUAUUCUGAUGAUGAGUUCUUCGUGUAUUCAAUCUCGAGCGUGUUUUCUUCUGAGGGAUGCACAAAAGACAUCCUGUUGGUAAAAAUACCACUGGCCAUCAUCCCUGAAAGACAAAUGCGAUCGAAAGAUGUCCGAGCUGCUGUGAACAAAGUGGUAGCCGAUGUCACUGCUUGGAGCUUGAAGAUCUGCACCUCCGGUGUGGGACCGCAGCGUGGGUUCUACAAUGAGGCGUUCCCAGAAAAGUCAUACCGCCAUGGUCUGAGUGGAAAAAUUUUGGCCGGUGGCUGGAAGGGAUGUUAUGUGGCAUUCAAAGCGGAUUUGAAAGCACGAGUUCAAGUACAUGCCCUGACUCGCAACUACUUGUGCAAUCUGAUUUGCGACCGCUGUUUGGCAGCAACUGGUGACAAGUGUCCUGAAUCUAUGUACUACAAGAAUUUCAGUCAUACAGCUGCGUGGCCAUUGACAGCUAUUGAUCACGAAAUGCACAUGCAGAUGGAUACCCCUUCUCCAUGGUCGGUGGUUGAAGGCUUCAACUUUGAAUCCUUGUCCUACGAUUGGCUUCACAAUGUUUACCUCGGUAUUGGAAGGGACCUCGUGGCUAGUGGGAUACUGGUGCUGAUAGAACACAAUGUAUUUCCACUUGGUGCAGACCUCGAUGAAACUUUGGGGAAUGUUCACCGGGAAGUUCGCAGAACUUGUGCCAAGAACGGGCUCUACUUUCCAUGCAAACCGCAGCUCACCAAAGCCAAUGUGGGUGGGAGUGACGAUUUCGCCGUUCUGGGAUCUCGCUUCAAGGGUGCCACAGUCAAAACUUUGAUCUGGUGGUUGGCAGUUACAUCCCAAAAGGUUUCUGACCAAAGACCCACUGAACCUAUCCUUGCUUUACUGGCAACCUGUUGUUUUUGGAUGCAGCGAUCCAUUCACAUCCAAGACCGCUCCGGCCUCACAUUCUCCAGGAUCACGAUGCUUGUGAAGCUGGGCAGUCUGUCAAGCUCUACCUCCGGGCGUAUGUGGAUCUGGCUGCCCGCUACUUUUCCAACAACCGCAUGUUGUUCAAGAUUCGCCAUAAGACCCAUUACAUGA